ACGGUCACACUGAUAUCAACAACCAAUAACCAAUGCCAUUCGAUGCUCGUCUGCGAUUCUGAAAGAUUUUAAACUUUAAACCCGUUGAUUAGCGCACAAACACAACGUCAUCAUGGGCAAUAAAUCAUCGCUGUUCCUGCGUAACGAGGAAAUCGCCCAAAUACAGGAGGAAACUGGCUUUACUCCCAAUCAAAUCGAGCGUCUUUACUCGCGUUUCACAUCGCUGGACCGUAAUGACUGCGGCACUUUGUCACGAGAGGACCUCAUGCGCAUUCCUGAGUUGGCGAUCAAUCCAUUAUGCGAGAGGAUAGUGCACUCCUUCUUCGCGGAAAGCAAUGACGAUCGUGUCAACUUCCGCCAGUUCAUGAACGUUCUGGCCCAUUUCCGGCCGCUGCGGGACAACAAGCAGAGCAAGCUGAACAGCCGCGAGGAGAAGCUAAAGUUCGCCUUCAAGAUGUACGAUUUGGAUGACGAUGGCGUGAUCAGUCGGGACGAGCUGCUCUCCAUUCUGCAUAUGAUGGUGGGAGCCAAUAUCAGUCAGGACCAGCUGGUCAGCAUUGCCGAGAGGACGAUUUUGGAGGCGGACUUGUGUUGCCAGGGCAAGAUCUCGUUCGAGGAUUUCUGCAAGGCGCUGGACCGAACCGAUGUCGACCAGAAGAUGUCCAUCAGGUUUCUUAACUGAAUUGGUUUUGGAGACCAGGGAACUAGCAAAGGAGCGAGCUUUUUAGUCAGUGUUUACCAAAUAGAUUAGGAUGAGGUCAGUCGAGGGUAGUGGCGGUGUUUGAGUGAAGUCUCUGUGGAUUUCCAGACAUAAGAUGCGAAAAAGGUCUUUGCUUUUGGAAAU
This is a messenger RNA of Drosophila bipectinata, 844 nucleotides long. RefSeq names its product calcineurin like EF-hand protein 1 elm (gene elm). Lineage: Eukaryota; Metazoa; Arthropoda; Insecta; Diptera; Drosophilidae. The record is from RefSeq and is a predicted model, not a curated record. Gene Ontology annotation, molecular function: calcium ion binding. Gene Ontology annotation, biological process: positive regulation of sodium:proton antiporter activity. Gene Ontology annotation, cellular component: plasma membrane.